ACCGCAUCGCUGGGGAGGUUGUUUUUAUUUUUGUACCACGUUUUUGUUUUCAUCACCGUAGUCUAUUUUGAACUUUGAACUUUUUGGGAAAAAUGACGAGUUGUACGCUCUGUCAAAUUCUCGGAUUAAUUGUUAGAUAUUACCUAUACGCGUGGGUCGCUUCAUUGAGCAUAUGGCUGGGACUUUUGCUAUUAUCAAAAGUCGGCAAAGAUGGAAGUAAAUUCAAAUAUUACGCAAAAUAUGGAAUGAUUUACUUUGCUACUCAGGCUUUCACGACACUUUUUGCGCCCAUUUCACUUUUUCGGCCAAUGAAUCCCGAGAAUGUGCGCAUCAUAGGAGCGGUUAUUGCUCGACUCUCAUCACUGCUACCUAUCACGUGGGAGCUAAGAAACGCCGAUAUUCUCAAAAAUAACAAGGGAGCAGUUGUGAUGUGUAAUCACCAGUCUUCGAUGGAUAUUCUAGGAAUGUUCAUAAUCUACAACAGCAUGGGUAACGUCAUUCCAAUCGCAAAGCGUGAAAUGCUGCUGCUGGUUCCUUUCGGGCCGGCGGCUUUGCUGGCCGGAGUAACGUUUAUCAAUCGCAAGAACCGGGCCUCGGCCGUCGAAACGAUGAACGGAUGCAAGCGAAAAAUGGUCAACGAGGGCUUCAAGAUGUAUCUGUUUCCCGAGGGCACCAGGUAUCCGGAACGAGGAAUGCUCCCAUUCAAGAAGGGUGGUUUCCACACGGCCAUUGAAACGGGACUGCCCAUCAUUCCGAUUGUCUACUCGCACAUGUACUUCAUCGAUGGCAAAAAGUAUCUGUUCAAGCCAGGGCAUGUAGUGGCCAAAGUGCUGGAUCCCAUUCCGACGAAGGGACUCACGAAGGACAACCUGGACGACCUGAUGGCACGGACCAGGGACAUCAUGCUGGUCGAAUACGAUAAGCUGUGUGCAGAAAUGGACGCCAACCUGGCUAAUCCUCGAUGGGUGGCUCAGACGCGGCCUCGAUUUGCGACCUUUGAUAGUAGAAAAUCUCGCUGAUAGUGGGCGAUAAUUUUU
Messenger RNA from Uranotaenia lowii, 1037 nucleotides. RefSeq names its product 1-acyl-sn-glycerol-3-phosphate acyltransferase alpha-like. Lineage: Eukaryota; Metazoa; Arthropoda; Insecta; Diptera; Culicidae. Gene Ontology annotation, molecular function: 1-acylglycerol-3-phosphate O-acyltransferase activity. Gene Ontology annotation, cellular component: endoplasmic reticulum. The record is from RefSeq and is a predicted model, not a curated record. Gene Ontology annotation, biological process: phosphatidic acid biosynthetic process. The transcript is spliced from 4 exons. The coding region runs from base 93 to 1019 and encodes 308 amino acids.